GGAAAUUAAGAUAGCCUAUCUAGUUGUCCAUUUUGAGACUAGACCACUAAAUGAGGUGUUAAAUGGUGAACCAUCUGGUGUAUGGAUAAGAUUAGUGUCUCUCUUCUCUCUUGUUUCACAGACACGCUAGUUUCCAGCUGGCCUACUCCAUAAGGACGUGGUACGAUGCUCUCUCCGAACACACGUUUCCUACCGAAUUCAUCUCACUCUCGAAACUGAGGUGGAUGUUCUGUUGGCUGCGUCUCACCCGGGGCAGACCGAGAAACCAGACCUCACAGACGAACAGAAAGAAACUCUCGAACAACUCGAAAAUAAACUCAACGAUGCCAUCGAGAAAUUCCAAGGGGACGGCGGUUUCAUAAGGGUUAAUGACAGAAACCCUACUGAUUCCAUUCUGGAACGGAACGACGCCGAGUUCGUGGCGCGGAUCCGGGACGCGGUCAUCAACGAACUGGAGGUGUUCAAGCAGUCGGCCAACGCCUACCUCAUCUGGCGAGACACGGAGAAGACAGAGGGAGCCUUCCGCCGCGGGAUGACCCGGCUUCGUCAGUCGUUCCGGAGACAAAGAGCUCCCAGCACCUCCUCUAGCUCUAAGAAAGAGAGACCUACCCAACUUGAAGACGCAGAUAAGCCUGAGCAGGCGGAGGAGGAGAAGAAAGAGGAAGAAGGGGGAGAAAAGAAAGAGGGAGAGGUGGAGAAGGAAGAGGGAGAGGUGGAGAAGGAGGACGAGGGGGGAGAAGGAGAGAAACAAGAGGGAGACGAACCAGCUGCAGCUGUAACAGUUGAAGCUCAAGUGGAAGGUAAAGGAGAAGAGAAGGCAGAGAUGGGCGAGGAACAGGCUACCCCAGCUGAGCCUACUCAACAACAAGAGGGUGGAGCAAAACCUGAGGAGAAAAAUGAAGAGGAGAUAAGUCCAGCAGCAGCACCAGAACAAGAGCCUGAGCAGCCUCCUGAGCCCAACAAAGAAGAGCUGCCCCCAGUCUGUAAGGUCAAAUCCGAGUCUCUGGAGAACGAGAUCCUGCGUGCCUUCGGUUGCGCCGUCACCUCCAUGUACAGAGCAGCCAGCGGGAAAGAAGCCAUGGACAUGCUCCUCAGGAGCGGACUCAUUAAACAGUAUCUUGAACAGCUCAAAAGCUUCGGGGAAAUUGAGGGCGUGUCUGCCACCAUCUCCGUCACCCGUUUCCAUGCCGACAUAGCUCGUUACCCUGGCAUGGUGUUCAGAGGUUUCGUAUACGAGGGUGAGCUAACGGCUCUCUCACAGAAACAUGACGACGUCACCUACUUCCCCAACGUGGCACAGUACAAGAACAUCGUCCAGUACAAAGUAAAGAAAUUCUUUGACGAGCAGAUCAAAGAGUCGUUGGCUGAACAAGGAAGCUACGUCAUUGACGUCUUUGUUUCCACUGAAAAGGUCUACGUCAUCCGACUGUCCCCAUUCUAUACCGGAACCGGCGCCUGCCUCUACACGUGGGCGGAGGACGGGAAACUUCUCACAAACCCUCCGCUGGACUUCAAGAUCAUCGAGGCGGCUCGCAAGGCCCCGGAUCUCUAUUCCGGAUUGCAGAGCCAAUGGAACAGCAUGCUCGACUCCGUACUGACCCAGAAACAGAAUGAAAACAGGGCGAACUCCGGACGCCAAUGCACCAUCCUCUGAAAAUCCCGACACGCGAGGGACGAGAAGGAAAGAGGAGAGAUAGAAAAGCUUGUUUAGGAAUGGGACGUUUACAUAAAUUAUUAUUGUUGGCAAAUUUUUGACUUUUCCGGAUCCCCAAAGCCAGAGUAAUGUUUUGAAGCCUUGUGGUUAUUGUCUUUACAUUAGCAGUUGUACAGGGUAGGUAUUGUAAUUAUAGCAGCUAGAUUUCUCAAAUAUUCAUUUCCAUUAUUGUAUAUAUCAUUAAAAAAUGAUUCAUUUUCUGGAUGCUUGUUUAUCAAUUGCUCAUCGUGAUUUCGCACCAACAUUGUACGUAUGAUGGCCA
This is a messenger RNA of Geodia barretti, 1976 nucleotides long. NCBI's taxonomy places the organism in Eukaryota, Metazoa, Porifera, Demospongiae, Tetractinellida, Geodiidae. The record is from the annotation of a GenBank genome assembly.